AUGGCUUCAUCUGCACCAGUGACAGUCUUCCCUUGGGAGUGCCGGGAUAAGGAGGACCAGGCCAAGGCCUCUUAUGAAUUUCCUCUCCGGCGUGCCAACCAGGAGUUGAGCGAGGAGAAUCUGCGACUCAAACGCAUCCUGCGAGAGAAUGGCAUCUCCUGGUCCCCAGUUGCGCAAGCCCAUCUCAAGCAGCGAGACCCUAACAAGCGCCGGACUCGAUCGUCCAAGACCCAUGAUCUCGGCCGUCCACACCUGCCCACGGAGAUCAUCCUGCGCAUCCUCAAAUUCGCUCUCACGAGCGCGCAGUCCAUCAUCGAUCCCCUCAGCCCCGCCACGUCCGAUCACCUGACUGAGCGCGAGAAGACCAGAGGCAAUCAGAUUGCCAUUCAUUUUCUGGCCACCUGUCGAGCACUUCACGUCGAGGGCACUCGAUACCUGUGGGAAUGUAAUGAAUUCACGUUCACGACCCCUGAGGCCCUCCGUCACUUUGCGGAACUGAGCCCCAGCUUUCGCCACAAAAUUACCAGCAUUCGCCUUCGCAUCGUGGCCCGUUACUAUGAUGACCAACGUCGCAAACACAAAUUGGAGCGGUACUACCAUGCCGACCUGAAGCGAGAUCAGAACCUCAAGGUCCAGAUGAGGCCCAAGGAGACGCCUCUUGUGCGUGGUGGAUUCCGGUGCUAUACUUGGACCCAGAUCGUGGACUUCCUCGCCGCUCUUCGGGCCCCCUAUGACCCAACUUACCGCGACAAGAAAAACCCUCGCCCCAGACUGCUCCCUGCGUUGGCGACUUUGCGGAUGGACCUCGUCAACUUCUCGGACACGCUGCUUCCCUUUUCCGGCUCCGAGCUGCAUGACAUUGCGAGCCAUGAGCUCGGAUGUACGCUCAACGAGCUGCAGAUCACCGGAAUGCCUUUUGACGACGCCGGCAUGAAGGCGUCUGCCGAACUCAGUGGCAUGCUCAAGGACGAAGGACUCUACCUCGACGGACCGGCCUCGUUCAUUGCCCACUCCAAGCACUUGCAGCCCUUGUCGGGUCAGAGGUGGUGUGCACGAGUCAUCCGGGCGUGGAAAGGAAACCCUGUGGGUUCCGACUACGACGAUGAAGACGAGGUCGACGACCAUCUUGCGCACUUCAAUGGCAACCACCAGAGACUGGGCGCCCUCCCCCCCGCACCUGCGGAACAGGGUCACCCAACCUCCACCCGGGACGAGGACACAGUCAUCUGGAAGAAGGUGCCCACGUCUCGCGAUGGACACAAGCGCAUCUGGAUCCAGUUCUCGCGAUUUAGUGGAUACGAGAUUAACGACCUAGAUGCCGAUAGUGAGGACGAAGGGGUCUGCCCCUGCUGUGGGGAGUCGCACCCAGGCUCGUCCUUUCUCGAGUACAUGAUGGCGGAUGAUGUGGACUGA
Molecule: messenger RNA, 1413 nt
Organism: Purpureocillium lilacinum
Lineage: Eukaryota; Fungi; Ascomycota; Sordariomycetes; Hypocreales; Ophiocordycipitaceae
Source: RefSeq, a predicted model, not a curated record